GUUGGUAGAUAAUUGUAGAUUUUAAUGAGUAUGGUUCAGCUAUUGGAAUAUCAGCUGGCCUACUUGCUCAAGUUUUGGGGCACCUUGCCACAAAUUCUCGAUACUUUCCCAUUGGCUUUGAGAAAUGGCCGCACAUGCCUAAAGCAUUUAUCGACCGUGUUUUUACUGAAAUCCUAUUGCCUCAGUUUUUCUUUAGGAUUGAUCAAGAAAGAGCAAAGAGUCAUGUUGACAGUUCACUCAAUAAUAAGUGGAAGGAGUUCAGGCUAAAGCUAUGGCGUGCGGCGUGGGAUCCAUUAAAGAGUAAAGAAGAAAUCAUCAGGAAAGUUCCAACAGGCAUUCCCAUGGACCAAUGGGCAUUGUUUGCUAAUUAUCGCCUGAAAGAAGAAACACAGGCACUUUGCAAGAAGAAUCAACAGAGUCGACAACAACAAAAGAUUCCUCAUACCAGUGGGGCUAAGAGUUUAGCUAGAAUAAGGGCUGAGAUGGAAAACAUGGGAAAAGAAGUUGAUCGAGGCAAAGUGUGGAUUGAGACUCAUAGGAGGAAAGAUGGGAAUUAUGUGAAUGAUGCAGCUAGGGAGGUUGGGGAGAGAAUUGAAGAAAUUCGAAGUCAAAGAUCAGAAGGUCUCACAGAAAUUUCUCCUCAUGAUGCGCUUGGUGUGGUCUUUGGUCCGGAGCACCCUGGUCGAGUUCGAGGCUUAGGCAUGGGUAUUGUUCCAACUGUGGCAUUCAAUAAGACAUCAAGGCGAGGUGGUCGUUUUUAUAUGGGUUCGUCUAAUGCUAGCGCUCCACCUCCACAAUGGCAACAAGAGAUGGCGGAUAUGAGAUCACAAUUGAAUGCGCUAACAAACUUAUAUCGAAUGAACAUAGGGAAUAUCCCUGAGGAGUUUAAUCACUUAUUUCCGACUCCUCCACAGCAGGCACAGGAUUCAGGAAGCGCUCGGUCGCCAGUUGGACCAAGAAGAUUCUCUGAUAGAAGUAACUACGGCGAUAGAGCGAGCGGCAAUUAGUAAUCAUCUAGGAUCAAAACUACUACGGCGAUAGAGCGAGUGGCAAUUAGUAAUCAUCAUUAGGAUCAAAACUAUGUUUUUUGGGUAUUUUUGAUGAAUAACUUUGAAACUCUAGCUUGAAUUUGGAUGUAAUUUUGGGAUACUUUUGUUUUAGAUAUUGAAUAUUUUGUUGAUUUAAACCUUUCAAGUGUUAAAAUUA
Messenger RNA from Lycium barbarum (goji berry), 1206 nucleotides. RefSeq lists its product as uncharacterized. The record is from RefSeq and is a predicted model, not a curated record. Bases 135 to 1007 code for a protein of 290 amino acids. The transcript is spliced from 6 exons. NCBI's taxonomy places the organism in Eukaryota, Viridiplantae, Streptophyta, Magnoliopsida, Solanales, Solanaceae.